Molecule: messenger RNA, 3399 nt
Organism: Asterias rubens (European starfish)
Lineage: Eukaryota; Metazoa; Echinodermata; Asteroidea; Forcipulatida; Asteriidae
Product: importin subunit alpha-5-like
Exons: 13
Coding region: 243-1790 (515 amino acids)
Biological process (GO): NLS-bearing protein import into nucleus
Cellular component (GO): cytoplasm; nucleus
Molecular function (GO): protein binding; nuclear import signal receptor activity
Source: RefSeq, a predicted model, not a curated record
GUGAGCUGGCCCUUUAAAUUUCCCGCAUGUUUCAAAAGCCUUUAGUUUUUGAAUCCAGUUUCUUGCAACUCGUUGACCGAGAAGAAAAACUACUGAAAAAAUAAUCUCAACCUAGAACUAUAAAAAAGGUAUAAUUUUCUCAUAAUCUUCAAGCUAACUGCAGAAAAUUUCGUAAUCAGCACAAAACAGAUUAAUUGCUGCCUUGAUUUAGUGGUUUGCUGGAAAAAAUCUUCUCUACCAUCAUGCCUGGAAUGGAGAAUAACCGCCUGUCUUCCUUUAAGAACAAGGGUCGAGAUAAUAGCGAGAUGCGCAGAAGACGUCAGGAUGUCACAGUUGAACUUCGCAAAUCCAAGAAGAAUGACCAGCUCCUUAAGCGUCGCAACAUCUGCGCAGAAGAAGAGACGCCAAUGCCUCUGCAGGAACAGAAACAGGUUGCUGCCAUGUCACUGGAUGAGAUUGUCACAUCGGUCAAAUCAACCGAUCCCAUCAAGCAGUUCCAUGCCGUCCAGUCAGCGCGUAAGAUGCUGUCCCGUGAGCGCCAUCCUCCAAUCAACGCCAUCAUCAAGGCUAACCUCAUCCCAACGUUUGUAGAGUUCCUCAACUACCAUGACAAUCCCAGUAUUCAGUUUGAAGCUGCGUGGGCUCUGACCAACAUAGCCUCUGGAACGCCAGAGCAGACCCAGGCUGUAGUGAGCCAGAAUGCAAUCCCAGCCUUCGUCAAACUUCUCUCAUCGCCGCAUGAGAAUGUUAAGGAGCAGGCUGUCUGGGCUCUGGGAAACAUUGCAGGUGAUGGACCAGCAUUGAGGGAUGAGGUUAUCAGACACGGAGUGUUAAACCCCCUACUACAGCUCAUCACUCCAAACACGCCGACAAACUACCUUCGUAACAUCUGUUGGACCGUGUCCAAUCUGUGCCGUAACAAGAACCCAUACCCACCAGAGGAGGUUGUUGUUGGCGUCCUCCCUGCCCUGGGCUCCCUCAUCUAUAACUGCGACAAAGAGGUACUGGCCGACGCCUGCUGGGCCUUGUCGUACCUCACCGAUGGAACAAACUCUAGAAUUGAUAAUGUUGUACGAUCGGGUGUCGUUCCAAGACUGGUGCAACUUCUAGCAUGUGAAGAAAUCUCUGUAGUGACCCCAACUCUUCGAACCCUAGGAAAUAUUGUGACAGGAACUGAUGAUCAGACUCAGGUGGUCGUUGAGAAGGGCGUCCUCCCAGUCAUGGCAAGCCUACUCCGCCAUCCCAAGAACAACAUUCAGAAGGAAUCUUGCUGGAUGAUCAGCAACAUCACUGCCGGCAAUGUCACACAGAUCGAUGAGGUCAUCAAAGCUGGUCUUCUUGGACCUCUCAUUGAUGUCAUGUUGAAGGGUGACUUCAAGAGCCAGAAGGAAGCCUGCUGGGCAGUGACUAAUCUGACCUCUGGUGGUAGUGUGGAGCACAUCGUCCACGCUGUCCAAGCAGGAUGCCUCAAACCACUCUGCAACCUCCUCACUGUCCAGGAUGCUAAGAUCAUCCAUGUCAUACUGGAGGCCAUCAAUAACAUUCUCCUGGCAGCUAAGCAGCUUGAUCAGCUCGAGACUGUCUGCCUGAUGAUUGAGGAAUGCGAAGGAAUUGAAAAACUAGAGAACCUACAGGAGCACAAACAGCAGAGUGUGUAUGAGGCUGCAGUCGAGAUCAUUGAAAAGUACUUCUCAGAACCGGGUGAGGAUAACCAAGAACUAGCGCCAGAGACAAAAGAGAAUGAGUUUGAGUUUAAUCCCGUUGCAUCCAACACGCCCAUCGCUAUCUGAUUCGUCUCCGUGGUGAUGGCCUUUGAACCCCACUCACUUCGUAUUGUGUACAGUUUUGUAUAUUGAGUACUAAUUGUGAAAUGACUGGAUACUUUCUAAACCUGCUGGAACAACUCUGUGACUUAAAUCUUCUGUCAACAUUCUGUCCCUGUUGCAAGUACCUUUAUUGUGUCAUGAAGGGAACGAUUUCAUGCAGCACUUUUGCAUAGCAAAAUAUUUUGCCGAAUCAGACUUUGUGCACACAGAAUGCUACAUAUAAGAGUAGUAAAUGAUGAUUUUUAAGGAGCAAUUGAAACAUUUUGUGUAGCAUUUUGCUACGCUAUGCGAAUGAAAUAGUUGAUUGGCAUGUCUUGCAUUUUGUGUUUUCAGCCCUUGCAGUUACUCUACCGUGUGUAUGGGUCUACAUUAUUGGGAUGCUUGGUGCCAGCAGACUUACCAGGUAAAAUCCAUUGUUCUUGGUGAUAUGCGCAUGCUUAGAACUACGUAAACAAUGGAUAUUUAUUUGGUAAGUCUGCUGCCACCUAGAGUUCAAAAAGUCUCUCAUUGCAGUUACAGUUUGUUGAAUAUUGCUAGCUAUUUGACACAGAAUUUCAGUUUUGGUAAACCAUAUCUUACAAAAUUCUGAAUUAUUGGCAAUAAUGUCAAGGGGGAAAAAACUGCACUUUUUUUCUUGUUGCAUCUGAAUGAGGCUGAAUUUGGGACAAACUUUGGUGUGGCCAUGCACCAUUUUUUGUACUUUGAAUGUUUUGUGGUGGACUGAUUACAGUGGUGUAUUGAGGACACAUGAUUGUGAAAUAGAACAAUAUGCAAGGCUGGUAUUUCAACGGUCUUAAAUUUUUGUUUUGCCCACUAUUUUGUUGUCAAUUCAUGCGACCUGUGACUCGUAUUGCAUAUUGUUUCAUGGCACUCGACAGUGACGAUCAUGAUGAAAAAGUUCAAAUUAUGUUUCAAUGUGUUUUAUAGUUUGGUUGUUAAUUGUUCAGGUCUAACGACUAGAAAUUAUACAUGUGGUUGAAAACAUUUUGAGAAGUUUGAGUAGAGCUUUAGUUUAAAAAACGAAAAAUUAUAAAAUUGUGUUUGAAAUCUAGAGUGUGAGAGGAUAAUGCUUUGAGCAAGCCAAAAGUACUUUAUGGUGAAUUUAAUCAAGAAAUUGUGCGCAAACUUUGUUUGGCAUACACUGAUAUUAGAUGCAUAAACGCCUCGCGAUAAUUACAUGUUUUUGUUGAAACUUGAUUCUCAAGACAACUUUAAUUCUAAAAACUUGCCCUUUUCUACAAUGUACUUUGUACAGGUUUUAACAGCAAUUUUGCAGUCAGUGUUUUGUUAGGGAAAAAAAUCUGGAUCCAGUUUUGUGUCAACUUUCCAAUUGCAGCGAUGUUUUUUGCUGUACAUAGCCAGCUGUACAAAGCCAGAGUACUUGUACAUUCACUUUAUAUUGUACAUAAAAUCUAUAUGGUACUUGGUUGGAGAAUGGUAUUGUCAUCACCAUACAUCUUGUAUAUAUUAGGGCAUGUGGUUUGAAGUACAUUUUCACCAACAAUCUAUGCAUAGGCCAAUACUUUACACAAAAAUCAUUUUGUAUUCAAUAAUAAAAUGUUUUUGUACCAAG